Molecule: messenger RNA, 2077 nt
Organism: Pectinophora gossypiella (pink bollworm)
Lineage: Eukaryota; Metazoa; Arthropoda; Insecta; Lepidoptera; Gelechiidae
Gene: ics
Product: ras suppressor protein 1
Exons: 6
Coding region: 16-879 (287 amino acids)
Molecular function (GO): protein binding
Source: RefSeq, a predicted model, not a curated record
UGAAAAAUUAUCGCUAUGAGUCACCACCAUCCUCCAGUUUCCUGUAUUCCAAACACUGGCAAAAUGUCGAAAGCUAAGAAAGUAAUUGAAGAAGCGAGGGAAAUAAACAACCCUGAAAUAGAUUUAGUGGACAAAGGGAUCUCCAGCUUGGACGAGAUACCAGGACUCUUCAGUCUUGCGAAUGUAACCCGUCUGUCACUGAGCCAUAACAAACUGCAGACAGUCCCUGCAGCAUUGGCCAACUUGAUCAAUUUAGAGAUCUUGAAUCUUGCCAACAACCACAUUGAGGAGCUCCCAGUCAGCCUGUCAUCUCUACCCAAGCUUCGAAUCUUAAAUGUGUCACUCAACCGGCUGUAUGGCUUGCCAAGAGGCUUUGGAGCAUUCCCUGUCCUUGAAAUCCUGGACUUGACAUACAAUAACUUGAAUGAAAAAACAUUACCAGGAAACUUCUUCAUGAUGGAAAGUCUGCGUGCUUUAUAUUUGGGUGACAAUGACUUUGAGUUUUUGCCACAGGAAAUUGGGAAUUUGAAGAAUCUACAAAUUCUAUCCAUGCGGGAGAAUGACCUAAUUGAGGUGCCGCGUGAGUUAGGGCAGUUGACACGCCUUCGAGAGCUACACGUGCAGGGCAACCGUCUCGUCGUGCUUCCUCCUGAGAUUGGAACGUUGGAUUUGGCCAGUAAUAAGGCAGUGUUGAGAUUGGAGGGUAACUUCUGGGUGCCGCCUAUUGAAGACCAACUGAAACUGGGCCCGUCCCAUGUUCUUGACUACCUGCGGUCUGAAACCUACAGAGUGUUGUACAGCCGCCACAUGUCGGCGAAGCCUCCACCGCCGCCACAGACUUUGGAUAAAAGCAAGAAAGCUAGUCGCGCCAGAUCUUAAACACUAAUACAUGAAACUCACUUUGAUUGACAUUAAAUUAUCAAAGGAAACAUAUUUUGAUGUGCCAUAACUAAGACUAAUUUCGCGCGAUUUCUUUACUUGUUAAAUAUCUGUUCAUAACAUAUUUGUAUUAGUUGUUAAUUGUCUCAAGUAUUAACUUUUAAUGUUACUGACCUGAUUAAUUUAUAGAAAUAUAUUUUAUACUGACAAGUUAUGUUAGGCACUUGUCCUACCGCCGACGAUGAGAGAGAAGCAUAGAGUAACACGGACCUCCGCGGACCGGGAGAGAAGCGAUUAGAGCUAUAGACAAGAAUUGGCAAACAAGGAGAAUCGAGCGUGUAUUUAUGAUAAUUUUGUCGCUAAGCUAUAAGCGAGUGUUCCAGUACGACGGGCGACUACUCGCUCGGGCAGUAUAUCCCGCAUAGAUUAAUAAAAUUAACACUGGUCUGGCUCUCACCCGACGACCCGAUUACUCUAGCCCAGCGGCGUAGCGUGGGUGUCGGCCGCCCGGGGCGGAAGACAAUUUUGCCGCCCUUUUAUUUACAUAUUUCAAUUUAAAGUAUAUUUUUUUCCGUAAGAACCUUGUACAGAUUAUUAGUAAACUAAAAAAAAUCAGCUAAAUCGGUCAAGCCGUUUUUAUGUUAUGUCGUGACAACGGAGAACGGGUUUCAUUUUAUAUAUUAUAGAUUGUGAAAUUUUGCCGCCCCCUAAAAAGUGCCGCCCGGGGCGGGGCCGCCCCUGCCGCCCCCACUACGCUACGACGCUGCUCUAGCAAUAGAGGCGGCCAAUCAGCUCGCGACACCAAACACUUCAGAACCCCGAUACCGAUCCCGCCGGCGUGGUCGACGAUUUCCCUCAUUCAGCGCUUAUCGCUAUCGACCCACUAGGGUCGAUUAAUCCUUUCAAAUAUUCUUCCUCAGACGACGCCCUGAGCUGAGGUUCGCGCUCAACUGGGCACCCUCAGGCCUGUUGGCUUAAACGUUGUACCGGGUGAGCCUUCAUCGAUCCCCAUUUGUCAGGCCAAGUAGUUAAUGCCAUCUGCGGCAAAUCUACAAAAAAGUCACGUCAAAAAAAAACUGGUUUGUCUUUCUGCGUGAGGUAACGCCAAGCGAGCAACGGUAAUCGAGUGUUAUGUUUGAUAGCUCUGGUCGCUGCUAUUGAUGAUGAGAGAGUGUUCCCCGGCAGUAUGAACAGUCGA